CCCCAAAGAUAUUUUUCAGCCCACUAUCUCUGGUCCACUUUUACACAAAUUCUAUAUACUACCAGCACUACAUAACAUCAAAUAUUCUCCUCCAAAACCCCUAAAACCCUUCCAAUUUUCAAUCCAAAUUCACCACCAUGAAUCCCAACAACUCCACAACCCCAAAUUUUGACAACCUUCUUCUCCAAUCCUUAAUGAACAGACUCCAAAUCCAACCACCUCCUUCAAACCCACCACCUUUUCUUUCACCUCAAUCCCUUGAAGACCUUCUCUUCAACAACAACAACCUCCUUUCUUCUUCCUCCUCAGAUGACGAUGAAAACGACAACAUAUACAACAACAAUCAAGAUUCAAAAACCCAACUCUCUAAAGAAGAAUCCCGUCUCGAAAAACAAAUAAUCCGGACAAUACUUACUGGAAAAAUUGAUUCCCUUAAACCCAAUUCAGGUCAGGCUGUUACAAUUGGGGAGCAUCAUAUUUGUGUUGGGUUUCAUGAGGACCCGGGUUCGGAUUAUCGGGUAUGGGAAUGGCAUGGACAUAUUAUGUUGUUUGAUGAGGAAAAUGGGUAUACACCUGAGUAUAUUUAUGGGAAUUAUUUUGAGAGAGUUAGUGUUAAGUUGACUACGACGAAGAAGAAAGAUGAAGAAGAGGAGGAAGAGGAAGAAGAAGUUGAGAAAGUGGGGAAUUUGGGGUUGAAGGAGUUGAUUGAAUCGGGUGAAUCGAAUAGUGAUGAGGGGAGGAUUCUUAGGAGGAAUAUGAAUGCUGGAUCUCCAAGGGUCUAGCUGACAGGCUGGUGAAAUUGUUGUUUUACAACGAAAAGGCACUUGAGGUGCUCUGCACAUUUUGGCUGCAUGGAGUUUUUUCACCUUCCUGUUUCCAAGCUAUUUGGUAUUUGAAUGGCAUACCAAGUAACUCGGAAAGUUAGGAGAACACAGGCUUGUAUUGAAAGGUUAGGAGCUCUGCAGUGAGCAGCGUGGAGUUGAGACUACUUUUCUGUGAUCGACUCUUUUGUUAAAUUCUCAAAGCAAUUGCCCGACUU
This is a messenger RNA of Lycium ferocissimum, 1039 nucleotides long. RefSeq lists its product as uncharacterized. Bases 138 to 782 code for a protein of 214 amino acids. The transcript has 2 exons. The record is from RefSeq and is a predicted model, not a curated record. NCBI's taxonomy places the organism in Eukaryota, Viridiplantae, Streptophyta, Magnoliopsida, Solanales, Solanaceae.